This is a messenger RNA of Larimichthys crocea (large yellow croaker), 1700 nucleotides long. RefSeq names its product F-box protein 4 (gene fbxo4). Gene Ontology annotation, molecular function: protein binding. NCBI's taxonomy places the organism in Eukaryota, Metazoa, Chordata, Actinopteri, Sciaenidae. Gene Ontology annotation, biological process: protein polyubiquitination; SCF-dependent proteasomal ubiquitin-dependent protein catabolic process. The transcript has 7 exons. The record is from RefSeq and is a predicted model, not a curated record. Gene Ontology annotation, cellular component: SCF ubiquitin ligase complex. The coding region runs from base 89 to 1324 and encodes 411 amino acids.
AAGCGUCAACUUUGUUGUUGCGUCUUCCUCGGUCCAUGUUGCUGUGAUUUACCAGCUGUUUGCAUAAAAUCAGUCACAUCUUGCAGCGAUGGCAGGAAAGAGCCAGCAGCUCGGCGAGUCUGUAGUGAUCCGCAGCCUCAGGCGCUUCAGAGACGCGUAUUUUCCAAACCGUGCGAGAGUUGUCAGAAAUGACUUGAUGCCUGUGGUAGACACGGAAGAAGAAACUCAACCGGGCUUUUUGGACAUCUUACCGGUGGACAUACAGUUCCUGAUCAUGACAUUUCUGUCUCCUGCUGAUAUCUGCCGCCUGGGAGCUACCAGUCAGUACUGGAGGGCCUUGGUUAGAGAUCCAUUACUCUGGAGAUACUUCCUGCUCAGGGACAUGCCAUAUUGGCCCUCCAUUGAUCAUGUGACCAUGCCCCAUCCGGAGUUGUUGGAUGCACUACAAAUACCACUAAUUAAUGAAGAUGAGAGCCUGGACGAUAGAGAAGAGGGGAAGGACAAUGGGAUGGAAUUGAAAUUUGACUACAUGUCAGAAUACCUGAAAGGCUGCCCAUCCUGCAGACAACAACGGUUUCCUUUGCGGCCGGCAUCUAAUGUUGUGACCUCAUUUCUUCAGUCUCUGGUGACCUCAUCUGAACCACGUUAUGCCAUGUUUGGCCCUGGCAUGGAGCAGCUGGAUGUCUCUUUAGUGACAACGCUCAUGUAUGCCCCAGAGGUGCUUCCUGUGAUAAGGCCACAAAGACAGAUAGAUGGUAUUGGCUCUGGGAUAGGUUACAUAUUCAACUACCAACACAAAUUUACUAUCCUGACUCUCUACUCAACCAAUAAGGCAGAGAGGAAUAGAGCCAGAGUGCAGCAGCAGAGCAUCAGCAAUAAACUCUUUACCUUUGAAGGAACCGAUGACUCAGGCUACCCAAUCUAUAGCCCUGCACCACAGGUCCAGCAGGUGUUCAAAGUUGUGGAUGGUUUCAUCUAUUUGGCCAAUGCAGAGCCUGGGAGAGGUGAGGGGGAGUCCGAGGUAGCUCAGAUUCGGGCUGUGCUGAGCGCUGCUGGGAGUUCAGUAUCUCGGCCUCUGCUUGUGCUCUCCUGUGUCUCCAGAGAAGAACCGGAAGCAGACAGUAUGACCAGCCCGCAAACUGUUACUAACAGAAACAGGGCGAGAUGUCGAACUACCUGUGUUGAAAUGGCAAAGCGACUCGGCUUGCCCCAACUGGCUAACCCCUGGAUGGUACAGGAUACAGUAGCUGAAUCCCUGUCAGGUCUUCGGGAUGGCAUUUCCUGGUUGCUGAGAUGUUCUGGAGUCAAACUCAAUGAUAGCUAGUGACUUAACUUUGUCAUUGUUAUGUCAUCCUGACACCAAGACACACUACAGCAUAUUAUAGCACGAUGAAUGUACUGUAUACUACAUGUGCACUGAAUGUUUCAGAGUGGGAGCACUGUCUGCGGAUAUUAAUGAAUUGGAUGAGCAGCAGGGAGAACAUCCAAUAUGAACCAUAUGAAGUAGUAAAUAGUAGUAGCCAAGAAGUAGAAGUAUAUGUUAGUAUAAGUUAAUUUAUGCACCAUAGCAUGAAAUAGGUUUACAGUUUGUGAGCUGCUAACUAAUCAGGUGGCCCAGUGUUUGGUUUGAAAUGGGAUGGAGAUUGUGAAUCUUUUAAAUGUUUUGCUUUGUUUUAUAAAUGUUUAUAUUGACAAAAUGU